Fusarium coffeatum is the source of this 981-nucleotide messenger RNA. RefSeq lists its product as uncharacterized. The transcript has a single exon. Lineage: Eukaryota; Fungi; Ascomycota; Sordariomycetes; Hypocreales; Nectriaceae. The record is from RefSeq and is a predicted model, not a curated record. The coding region runs from base 1 to 981 and encodes 326 amino acids.
AUGGAUACACCAUCAUUCGAAUCCUUCCCUGAUCUGCCUGCUGAGCUUCGUCUGCAGAUAUGGGAAGAAGCUUGCCAUGAAGCCUGUCGUGAACGAGAGGCCAACCACCCCGGUGUUCAGUACACCAUAGUCCGAGAGAGCUCUCCAACACGUAUUCACCUAGUUCACCAACCCGUCCACCUCGAUGGGAAUGCGAGAUCAGGUACUAUGAGGGACGGUGGUCUUUGGCUAGCCUGCAAGGAGUCACGAGGCGCCAUCCAAGAACACUGGCCCAACGGGCCUGGUAGCGGAGGAAAGGUCCUUACUGGUGACGAAUGGUCCUACUACGUGCACCCCGGUCAUGAUAUCUUUUGCAUUCAAGACCCCGAAAAGAUCAAGCACGAUGAUGUCCAUUCGGCCCUUGACAUAUGCACAUGGGCCUCUCCAAGAACCAACUACUUUCAUAACAUCAAGAAUAUUGCCAUUGAAUUCGACCCUUCGUGGAUCAAAUGGUUACCAAGGACCUACAAGAAUAUGUCGGCAGAAAGCACUCCCCGCGGAUUUCUAGCGCGACUACUCCGCAGCCAGUACAUGAGUGACAACCAUCAAACAACAGUCUGGAUCGUCGACAACGAGAUGAAAUGGUCGCGACGUCCGAGCAGCUGCUACGGCACUGCACCUAUGCCCGACUAUAACAAGAAGUUUAUCAACUGCCACGAAAGCUACGUCGAAGCCUUCCCUAGCAAUACAUGCCACUACUGUUCAGAUAAGAGGAGUCUGGCUCUUCGAACCUUCUUGUUCAGUCUCAAUGUCCGUGGCGAGCAUUUCGAGACCGAGCACCCCAGCUACGUCCCCACCUAUGACGAUUUGAUAGACAGUGGUUUCGACGUCCCCUUCGAGAUCGCGGAGGAUAUUCGAGUUCUCGCCCUUGCAUGCAACGAAGUCGAAUUUUGUAGAAAAGAUCAUCGCCAAGAUCGUCCCACGUGGAGGGAUUGCGUGUAA